AGACCAACACACUUGAAGUAUCGCAAAUCCAACCAGCAGCGCUCCUCCGCUCACCGGCGGUUUCUUCCUGUCUAACCGGGUGCAGAUUGAUUCGGAUGUGCAAGGUUCAGCAAACAUGAAGAUUAUAGGCUAUAAUUGUAUUCCAAAAUCAAGUAUAUUGCUCGUGAAUCAUGAUCUAUCCGCCCUUAUGUUUUGCAAAACCCUAACAGCUACUGCAUCAACCUUAGUGGUUUCAAGUAAUUACCAGAAGAGGAUUAAUUUAGUCGGGAAUUUGCAAUGUUCUGUUGCCAGUAGACCAUAUGCAUCUAAUUCAGUAGGUUCGUCAACUUCCAAGUCGGAAUCUGUUCGUAGGAGUAGAAAACAAGGAGGAUCCUCAUCAUUAUAUGGUCGUGCUAGUUUACUAGAAAUGAAGAAUGAGAGGAUUGCAACUCGAGCCCGUGUUUAUGAUUUUUUGAGAGGUAUUGGUAUUGAACCAGAUGAGCUUGAUGGUUUGGAGCUUCCUGUGACAGUUGAUGUUAUGAAGGAGCGUGUGGAUUUUCUUCACACCCUAGGGUUAACAAUUGAAGACAUAAAUAAUUAUCCUCUUGUUCUUGGCUGUAGUGUCAAGAAAAACAUGAUCCCUGUCCUUGAUUAUCUGGGUAAAUUGGGUGUUAGGAGAUCCACUUUGACUGAGUUUUUGAGACGAUACCCUCAAGUUCUUCAUGCCAGUGUUGUUGUGGACCUUGCACCUGUUGUUAAACAUCUCGAAGGCAUGGAUAUCAAACCAAACAACAUUCCUCGAGUUCUUGAGAAGUAUCCGGAGGUAUUGGGAUACAAGCUUGAGGGGACAAUGAGCACAUCUGUGGCUUAUUUGGUUGGAAUUGGAGUGGCAAGAAGAGAAAUUGGUGGGAUUUUAACUAGAUAUCCAGAAAUUCUGGGAAUGAGAGUGGGGAAAGUGAUCAAACCUUUCGUUGAAUAUCUGGAAAGUUUGGGAAUACCGAUGCUAGCUGUGGCCAGAUUGAUAGAAGAACGACCUCACAUUCUUGGGUUUGGAUUGGAAGAGAAAGUUAAACCAAAUGUCAAGUUUUUAACAGAAUUUGGUGUCAGAAUGACAUCUAUUUCAUCUGUAAUUGCACAAUAUCCUGAAAUUAUAGGACUGGACCUUGGAGCAAGGCUACUUAAACAGCAAAGCUUCCUCAACUCCGUAGUUGAUUUCAGCCCGGAAGAUUUUGGGAAAGUUGUAGAAAAAAUGCCACAGAUUGUAAGUCUGAGCAACACACCGGUCGUGAAGCAUGUGGACUUUCUGAAAAGUUGUGGCUUCUCUUUAGAUCAAGUGAGAAAGAUGGUUGUUGGGUGUCCACAAUUGCUUGCUUUGAAUAUGGAUAUAAUGAAACUCAACUUCGAUUAUUUCCAAAGCAAGAUGGGAAGGGAGUUGGAUGAGUUAGUUGAUUUCCCAGCGUUCUUUACUUAUGGUUUGGAGUCAACCAUAAGACCAAGGCAUCGGAUGGUUGCAAAGAAGGGACUUAAAUGCUCUCUUGCAUGGCUUCUUAACUGUUCUGAUGCGAAAUUUGAGCAAAGGAUGAAUUAUGACACGAUAGACAUGGAGGAAAUGGAAGAUGAUUCAUCAUUCGACAUGAAUACUCUGAUGGAACCCAGAAAUGAAGAAUCGGAUUCUGAUUACGAUGAGGACAGUGAUGAAGAGUACUUGUAGUACCGAUCAUGCCAGCACAAGGCGGAGUUUUGUUGUAAAAUGGAGCCUUCACAAGCAAACUACAAUGAGGUUAGCUAAUAUAUUCUACCCUAAAUUAAUCAACUUUUAUCUCUCAUGUAUUAGUUUUUUCAUAAUUUGAUGACAGAAAGAAUGAUUAGUUAGCAAUUAGCAACCAAACAUGCAAACCAAUGUCGAAAACAGGUUGAAGAAGUUAAGAUUGCAUUGAUGUUUCUGUGUA
Cynara cardunculus var. scolymus (artichoke) is the source of this 1928-nucleotide messenger RNA. RefSeq names its product transcription termination factor MTERF4, chloroplastic. The transcript is spliced from 2 exons. The coding region runs from base 116 to 1690 and encodes 524 amino acids. The record is from RefSeq and is a predicted model, not a curated record. Lineage: Eukaryota; Viridiplantae; Streptophyta; Magnoliopsida; Asterales; Asteraceae. Gene Ontology annotation, biological process: regulation of DNA-templated transcription. Gene Ontology annotation, molecular function: double-stranded DNA binding.